Messenger RNA from Calidris pugnax (ruff), 6299 nucleotides. It is a transcript of the gene ELOVL6, whose product is annotated as ELOVL fatty acid elongase 6. Gene Ontology annotation, molecular function: fatty acid elongase activity. Lineage: Eukaryota; Metazoa; Chordata; Aves; Charadriiformes; Scolopacidae. Gene Ontology annotation, biological process: very long-chain fatty acid biosynthetic process; sphingolipid biosynthetic process; fatty acid elongation, polyunsaturated fatty acid. The coding region runs from base 1 to 765 and encodes 254 amino acids. The record is from RefSeq and is a predicted model, not a curated record. Gene Ontology annotation, cellular component: endoplasmic reticulum membrane. The transcript is spliced from 4 exons.
AUGUGGGUGAACCUCACCUCUGACAGUCUGGGCAGUGUACCGUGCCCUGGUCGCAGGAAGAAAUCAUUCCUGUUUUCAGCUCUGUAUGCUGCCUUUAUAUUUGGCGGUCGGCACCUAAUGAACAAGCGAGCAAAAUUUGAACUGAGGAAACCACUAGUGCUCUGGUCCCUGAGCCUUGCCGUCUUCAGUAUAUUUGGUGCUGUUCGAACUGGUGCUUACAUGCUGUACAUUUUGAUGACCAAAGGCCUGAAGCAGUCAGUGUGUGACCAGAGUUUUUACAUUGGACCUGUCAGCAAAUUCUGGGCAUACGCUUUUGUGCUAAGCAAAGCACCCGAACUAGGUGAUACAAUAUUCAUUAUUCUUAGGAAACAGAAGCUCAUCUUCUUACACUGGUACCAUCACAUUACUGUGUUACUGUAUUCUUGGUAUUCCUACAAGGACAUGGUGGCUGGCGGUGGCUGGUUCAUGACCAUGAACUAUGGGGUACACGCCGUUAUGUACUCGUACUAUGCCUUGCGGGCUGCUGGCUUCAGGGUCUCACGCAAGUUUGCCAUGUUCAUCACCUUGUCCCAGAUCACUCAGAUGUUGAUCGGUUGCGUCAUCAAUUACCUGGUCUUCUCCUGGAUGCACCACGGCCAGUGCCAUUCCCACGUGCAGAACAUCAUCUGGUCCUCUCUCAUGUACCUCAGCUACUUUGUGCUCUUCUGCCAUUUUUUCUUUGAGGCCUAUAUCGGCAAAAGCAGAAAAGAAAGGAAGGAUGACUAGCGGUAGGGACGAGAAGCCAUAGCUCAGGGUCAUCAAGAAAAACAAAAUUAUAAGAAAAGAAAAUGGCACAAGGAAACACAUAUAUGUAUGGUGCAGCUAAAACUUGGCAGCUUAGGGAAAGUUAGCUUGGUUUAACCCAGUAAGUUUAUGAUCCUAUCAUGGUGAGGACUCACUGAAUUCUACUCUAUCUCAAAGGACUGCUGAUGAAAGACAACUUCCUUCUUGUACCUGUCUGCUCUAGAAAAGAAAGGAGGAAAGAAAGACGAGGAAAAAGAAAAUACAGAAGGGAAGAAAAGAGAGAAGAAACGAGAAAAGGAAUAAUGUUGAGGGAAAAAAAGUACAUUAAAAAAGCAGUGCGUUUCCCCAGGGUGGAGGAGAGACUUUUAUUUCCAAAAAAAAAAAAAAAGUUUCUAAAUCCUUUCUAAUAAUUUUUCAGCAUUAAAGUUGAACAAAACAAAGCAGAGAGGUGACAAAAAAAAAUAUCUGUCUAUGAUAACAGCAGGAUUGAAAAAUUAAAAUCCUUUCCAUACAAGGUUGAUAACCUUUAGCCAAAAUGAAACCCAAAAGGAUGAUUCCUGAAUGGAAAGUGGCUGAACUCCACACUGCGGUCACGAGUGGAAAAGAGAAGACAUUGAUUUCUCUGCUGUUGUGUGCUCUGCUGGGGGAGCAGAUCUGGAAGGCAGAGUCACCUCCCUCAGAAGGCAGAAAGGAGCAGUACUUUUACAAGAGUUUAAUGUGAAAAGAUGCACUGUUGCAAUACAUAUCUCAGAGAGUGCAUUUUCCAAGUGCUUUUUUCAGUUAAAGGCAAGGAAUUUCUGCAGCAGGAUAAGUCAUAGAGGGUUAAAUCAAUCAAUAUUUGCUAAAUUACCAGGGGCUAAUAGCAGAGGGAUGGUCAGGAAGGAGACAGAGAUAGCUCCCCUCAAGUGAUUUUUAGGAAUUAUCCAUUAAUCUCAAUUUAACCCGCAGCAACGCCGAAUUAAACGGGGGAAAUGGGAAGGAAUCCUAGUUAGCAAGAAGAGAGAGUGAUGUAUCUGCCCACUGUUUUCAGAACAGAGCCCUGUGGUACAGGAGGGAUCCUGUGUUUCUGUGGAACACAAGGGCACCUGCCUGGGUGGGGAGAGGUGGCGGGACGGUGCGGAAUUGGGUAACACUGUGCUUCUGCAUCUGCCUCCGGGGCAGUGCAAAGAUGUUCAAAGUGCCCUCCUCUGGUCAUGUGGAGAUACUACUACAAAACAUACUUGGAAUAGGUUUUUCUUGAGAUUUGUAUAGGAAAAAAAUUAAAUAAAUAAAUUAGUCUAAACAGAGUAAUUUUGCUGCAACAGCAUAGCUCUAAAGUCCAGAGAGAAUUUUCUUUCAUUAAAUGUGUGUCUCUCUGCAGAAUCUGUACUGUAACAUCAGACUGACCACUUAAGAAGACACUCUUUCUUCUCUGAAGUCAGCUACAGAUAGAAGGAGAAACGUAUUUCACUCUGAACCUUAGGGAGUUAGUUGAGAACAGCCAUAUUCUUUCAAAGACAAGUAGAUUGCAUUAUCUGUGAUAUUCCAGUCCUUACAAAGCCAAAUAAAAUGUGUAAAAGUUCCUAGUAUUUCAAAGACGCAAGUAUGUAAACUUGAUGUUAAAUGUGUUAAUGUAGUAUUCUAAAUUGUAUCAGUUAGGUAGUUUAACUAAACAAUUAGAAGAACUAGAUCAACAAAAUAAGGACUGCUGUUCUGCGUAGGAUAUACACACACCUAUAACUACACCCAUAUACACAUUCUGUGAAUUGUCAACAAGAAAAAAAAAAAAGCCCAGUGGCAGAGAAUCACGUUUCCUGGCUAAUGCAAAAGAUUGUCAUUUUCUUUCUUGCUUUAAUUUGAGAUUGUACAGUACAAAGGGUAUUUUUUUUUUAAUUAUGAUUUUUAGCUUUAAUUGUGCUGUCAUUCAUGAAACAGAGCUGCUUUAGUAUCCUGUUAAGAGAUGACAAGGGCUUUCGGUGUCUCAUUAUAUACAAAAGAAAAACAAAUAAAGUUACAUUCCAUGUUAUGUCAAUGGUCUUACAAAUGAAAAAGCCUCUUCAGGCUAAAAUCAUAAUUAUAACAAGCAGAAAAUGAGUUUACAUUUGUGUUAUUUAAGUUAUUAAUGUGCUGACGUUAUUUUAUGGUACACAACAAAUAGCAAAAUGUGAUAUGCAGUAAUGAAGCUAUGAUAUUCAUUAAUAGGACUAUUGUAUACGUGGAAAUUUUAGACAAAACCAAUUAAAUGUGUAAACCAUUUUGUUAUACAGCUUGGGAGUAGAUAAUUAUAACGCUUGAAUAAGCCUUUUUCCUCAUGCUUAAUUUUGCCCUGGCUAAGAAGCAGGUUAAGAAGAUCAGUUAAGAGUGGAAAAGGCAAAAUUAGAGUUGACUGCAAUUAGAUGAGAAGGGUUGGUAGAAACCCACCAUCGUGCCAUUCAGCCCCUCAGUCCUGUGUGUCUUAGGUCUCUCAAAUAAAGCAAGAGGAGGGGGAAGAGGUCCAGUGUCUGUCCCAGUGUCCAGGAGCAGAAAUCUUGGACGCUGCCAAGUCAGUGGAGGCUUUGCUCUGCUUUGAACAGAGCCAGGGUGUGCGACUACCUUUGGUCUGGGCAGAGGAGGAGGAACCGCACACGUCUCCUCCUUUGAGGCUUGCAGCUAACGACUUAAAAGCCCUAUAAACUUUAUCAACAAGAAGUGACACCACACCACAGCCUGAGUUCAAGGCAGGCAGAAAACAGGGGGGACUGCAAACAACCUACCGUGUUUUUCACACUGUUUUCCUUAAUUGCUUAAGACCCCCCUGGUCUGUGCGUGCUGGAUGGCAAUGCAGGCAAUGCCCACACUGACUUUGGUGCAGCAAGAAUUUCACCUCCACGCUCUUACCCCCCCCUCCCAAACCUCUGCACCGUUCCCAGUGCCCAUGAGGUGAGGGGCCACCUUCCUUACUGCCUGGGAAGUGGCUCCAGCGGAGAAACCUCCUCACUGAAUUCUGUGGGCAUCCCAGCGGGCGACGGGGCUGCAGGCAGGCAUUCCUGUAGGGAAGGGGCAGCAAGAUCAGGCACAUAAGGGACAGUAACAAAUUUAGGGUACAUUCAUCAUCACGCUGGAAAUCGGCGGCCACACUGCCGUUUGCUUCAGGAGAUGACACAUCACACAUGCAUUUACACAGGUCCUACGACCCUACCAUACCGUUGAGCUUUUCCUCUGAGGUCUGACACUGUUGGUUUUUUUUCUUACAUCUUAUUUUCUUCCUAAAACACGCACACAUGAUAUUUAGACAUCACGUCUAACCCGCUCACACGUACUUAAACACUGAGCCAGUCAACCCUAACGUAAUGACACCUCGACAAUACUCCAGCUGUUUCAGCCUACAAGCCACAAGAUAGAAACACAGCUAAUUGGGUCCUAUUUAUUUCCCUUGUUUUGAGCCUUGGGGUCACUCUUUCAAAUUUUUCUGCCCACUAGCAGAACCCUUUUUUUCCUAAUAUUUUAAAUAAAGCUACAAUUCUGUUGCAUUCACACACAUCGCGGGGAACUCAAACUUUAUAAAAAUUCCCAAGCGUUAUGGGACCUGUGACAACCACCACAGAUGCUUGAAAUCCUGUUACGGGAUUCACUGUUAGAGUCAGGAAAGUUACACUGGGGAUAAGGUCAGUCUGCAAGGGUCAAAGUCUGUGGUUUAUGUUUUGUUGCAUUAAUUCAAUGUACUGAAAUAAAACCAGAAAGGUGGUUGGUGUGGAUUACGCUCAGGCAGCUGCGAGCAGAAUUUGGAUCUUCCUGAACACUUUAAGAAAAAAAAAUAUUUUCAAGUAGUUAGUGGAAGAAGUAGUAAAACUUGGGUAAUUUUGGAGCCUCUUUAAAUUGUGCCUGUGACGAGAAGGAAACCCCUCCUGCUUAGAGACCUUCUGUAACUCAGAGUCACAAAUGAUUUAUGUCUGGGCUCACUGAUAACACCCAACUAAGAGCGGCUGGCUCCAACACAGACCUCUCACCAGAAUCUCACAGGAAACCAAUACAGGCUUUUACUUGCAAGAUAAAGGCCAAAGCACGCAAAAGGAAUCACUCAAAAGAGCUAAGCUGGGUAGAAGGAAUAAAGUGUUGAGCACAAGUUGCGGGAGAGAGACAAGGAGGGAGAAGAUCUAUCCCAGCUCGAGGAGGAAAAUAUUUCCAGGCUGAAUACUCACUCCUUCCAAAGAUGAGGCGAGGCAGAGCGGGAGGAGGCUGGGCUGUGUAGUGCCAGGUGCCCAGGAUGGGGUGGCUGGUGGAACUGGGCUUCAUGCACAAGUUUAUUGUCCCCGAGUGCAAGCCCGAGUCUGUGGGUUUGUUUGGAGGACCAUCCGUGGUCUAACUUCAAGGCCUGGGCAGAUUUCAUUUUUCUUUCCUGGAAGUAAAAACCUGGGACAACAUUUUAGUUGCGAGCAAUGGUACCUCAGGGAUCAAUAUUCAGGUGGUUUUCAGUUAACAAAGAGCAUAAAACACCAAUUAUCGUGACUGUGAAACGGCAGCCUUUGCGAGCAGUGCCAGAUGUAACACAUUAGUGCAGUAAUAUCUCUAGUAGUUGUAGUCUGUCCUGUACUUCAGAACCAGUUACACAAGUAGAACACGUCUAUAUACGAGUCAUAAAUAACAGACGUACUUAAAGUAAUAAAAACUGCUUUGAUCAAGGAAGAACUCAAAGCGAAUUGCAGACCAUGCUGCCUAAGCUCAGGACUCGGUCCAAGCGCCUGCUGAAAGUGAGAUUGUUGGUGAGAUGUCCCGUGGCUUCACCGAGCUUUGCUCCAGCCCAGUUGCAAGACCUAAAUCCCCUCCUUGUUCACUUAGAGGUGACACGAACCACGCGGGGCAUCGCUCGGGCCCUGACACGGCUCUUCGGUCACAUUUUCCAGCUUGGUGUCGAUGAGCCCUCUAAAAGGGGAGAAUUGUUAGUGGGUUUCUACUGUUUUAUUUCAAUACGUUUUUCCAUCCAUUCCGGUUCUCUUAUCAAAAGCAAACUGAAGGACAAGUCCCUGAUCCUGCUGUCCCAAACGCCCCGUUGCAGGCUCUGCAGCCCCACACGGGCACAGAAACCUUCUGCUUACCGGGGUGAAGGCAGGAUCAGCGCCUUGUGACAGACUUGAUUUCCAGCAAAGCCAACACCACAGGGUAGGAUUUGAUUUCUUAAAUUAAACCAACUGUACCAACACACAAAUAAGAUAGGAUCUGCACAAGAACUCGACGGCUAAGGGGCAACCAGGGCCCUCCCCAGCACAUUGUAAAUGCUCAAUCAAAUGCUGCAUGAAGUGGGGUUAGAGUGUAUUUCCCAAUGGGUAUAAAAUAAUACUCCCCAGAAACAGUGACCUUCCUGAGAAGUCUCACUUCUGUCCAGUCCUGGACAGCUUCAAACAGGCCUGUCUGCUGAAAAAACACAGCUCUGAUUGACUUAUCUGCUUUCUCAAAAGAGCCACUACACGCUUUAGGCUUUUUGGAGCCUUAAAGCUCAAGCUAGAUUUAUAUUCAGAAAGAAAAAAAAAAAAACAACCUUAAAUAUGUGUACAGUAACUAGG